Sesamum indicum (sesame) is the source of this 1744-nucleotide messenger RNA. The record is from RefSeq and is a predicted model, not a curated record. NCBI's taxonomy places the organism in Eukaryota, Viridiplantae, Streptophyta, Magnoliopsida, Lamiales, Pedaliaceae.
CUCUCUCACACACACACACACACACAGACUAAAUAUGAAUGCAUGGUUCAUUGGGUUAUUCAUGGCAAUAUUUGCGUGCAAUUGUAUGUUGUCUCCACAUUUCAUGGCUUUGUCCAUUGUUUGUUAUACUCAUGAGAAAAUGCUCCACUUUUCUUCCAUCUCACUGUUCUGAUUUGCUCACCUUCUCCUCAUUGACCCUUCUUCACACACACACAUAAAUAUUCUCAUAGUUUCCGUUUCUUGCAGCCCUUUUGACGUUUAAACUUUUCAGUAUUGCCGUUUAAACGUUUAAACUUCUCCACUUCAUUCGGUCUUCUUUGAAAAUAUAUCAACUUCAGGGAUGGAUUUCAUGGAGAACAAGCGAAAGAGCAACUUCACAAGGAAAAUUAUCUUGGCUGCUAGCAUCACUGCACUUUUCUUUUUCAUGGUGAAGCGGCCGGCUGCUAUUAAUGGCUCCACCAAGUUUUCUCAGCAUGAGGCUGGCGUAACUCAUGUCUUGGUGACUGGAGGGGCAGGCUAUAUCGGUUCUCAUGCUGUUCUAAGACUUCUUAAAGACUCCUACCGCAUAACUAUUUUGGACAACCUUUCUCGUGGGAACAUGGGAGCAGUUAAAGUUCUCCAAGGACUUUAUCCGGAACCUGGGAGACUCCAAUUCGUAUACGCAGAUCUAGGAGAUGCAGAGGCUGUGGACAAAAUAUUUGAGCGUAAUGCUUUCGAUGCUGUUAUGCAUUUUGCUGCUGUUGCUUAUGUUGGUGAAAGUACAGCUGAACCACUAAGGUAUUACCAUAAUAUUACAUCAAAUACUUUGUUGCUUGUGAAGGCAAUGGCCAAACAUGGAGUAAAAACAUUGAUCUAUUCAAGUACUUGUGCAACAUAUGGUGAGCCUGAAAAGAUGCCAAUUACAGAAACCACGCCUCAAGUCCCCAUUAAUCCAUAUGGCAAAGCCAAGAAAAUGGCAGAAGAUAUAAUACUGGACUUCUCAAAGACAUCAAACAUGGCUGUCAUGAUCUUAAGGUACUUCAAUGUGAUUGGCUCGGAUCCUGAGGGACGGCUGGGAGAAGCUCCACGACCAGAACUGCGAGAACAAGGGAGAAUUUCGGGUGCUUGUUUUGAUGCUGCAAGAGGAAUAAUCCCAGGACUGAAGAUAAGAGGAACAGACUACAAGACUCCAGAUGGAACUUGUGUAAGAGACUACAUUGAUGUCACUGAUCUGAUAGAUGCACAUGUGAAAGCUUUAGCCCAUGCUAAGCCUGGAAAAGUUGGCAUCUACAACGUCGGAACAGGAAAAGGUAGUUCAGUAAAGGAAUUUGUAGCAGCUUGUAAGACGGCUACGGGUGUGGACAUUAAGGUGGAUUUCCUUAGCCGACGACCAGGGGAUUAUGCUGAAGUUUACAGUGAUCCUUCCAAGAUUAACAAUGAACUCAACUGGACAGCCAGAUUCACAAAUCUUGAAGAAAGUUUAUCUAUAGCAUGGAGAUGGCAGAAGGAACACCUAAAUGGUUAUGAUAAUUAAACAAUAGUUUUGUUUAUCAAAGUCCCUUGAGAUAUUUCUGAAUGGAAACAGGAGAGUUAUUUCUCAAGGAAUUAGUUGUUUUGCAACAUUUUGUAGCUUCACUGAGCAAGAAUCUAUUUGGUUUAUUUUCGGGUUAGAUGAGUCAAGUGAUAUGAACUUGUACAGAACUCGUUAUUGUUCGAUCUGAGAAAAAAAUGGCUGAAAGAUACUUUUCUUGUUGAUAUUCGCUAA